Staurois parvus is the source of this 340-nucleotide messenger RNA. The record is from the annotation of a GenBank genome assembly. Lineage: Eukaryota; Metazoa; Chordata; Amphibia; Anura; Ranidae.
GCCAUGGAAGCCCAUUCCAUGAAGCUCUCUACACACUGUUGUUGGGCUCAUCUGAAGGCCACACCAAGUUUGGAGGUCUUUAGCUAUUGACUCUGCAGACAGUUGAAGCAGUAUGCAUGCCUAGGGGCUUGAUUGUAUACACCUGUGUCCAUGGAGGGGAUUGGAACACCUGAAUCACAUGAUAUAGAGGGGAUUGGAACACCUGAAUCCAAUGAUUUGGAGGUUGGGGCCAAUACUUUUGAUAAUAUAGUGUACUGUUGCUUGGGGGGUAUUUUAUGUAUAAUACAUAAGGGGGGGAUAUGAUCUCCAUGUAUAAUACAUAAGGGGGGAUAUGAUCUCC